AUGGAAUCCACGUCGGCGAACACCCCCGUCUUGGACAGCGAGCCUGUUCAGACGGUCUACGCUGCGGCGACCGCCGUGCAGUCGAACAUCGAUGGAGCCGCUUCUCCUCGUCAGAACAGCAAGGAAAUGACCGCGUCGACUUCCUCCAUUCCAGUUGUUCACACGCAGCGGGGCCCUUCGGAUGAGGAAUCCGCCUCGCGCGCGCGGAGCGACGCCAGCCGGCAUUCGGCGCUUUCUGGGCACCGCUCUGGUGGAGCCUCCGGAGCUUCGUCUCCCGUCAGCAUCCGCUCCUCUUCGCGCCACGAACUCGAGCAGUCCCUGCACGCUCUGUAUGAGGAGGAACGUGAAAGCCUUGCGACAAUCGCCGCUCUGGGUGAGCGCCGGAGCAUCCUGGCAAAGGAGGCUGAGCGCCUGCAACGCGUCGUCGAGCAAGCGCGCGAGAGCGGCAAAACUGAUGUUGUGCGCGCGGCGGAGUAUCAACUGCAGGCCAUGCACCAGAAACAACAAGAAAACGAAGCGGUGGAGCAGCAGCAACAAGAACAAAUUGCUGCCCAGCGGAGAGCCGCGCUCGCGCAACGCCAACUGUCUGACGCGGUCUCCGAGAAGUCGCGCGCCGCCGAAUCGCGGCAAACGUCGCUUCAGAAGAAACCCGUUGUCACCCUUUCAGUGCCUGCCAACUCGAGGGAGGCCUCCCACAGCCACGACCAGGCCGCCAGACCCAGAGUUGUGUUGGAGGAACCGCGCUACGAUUUGGACAGAAUGCGCGUCGUCCCCCACAGCUUGACUUCGCCGCUCUCGAGCCCCGAGGGCCGCGCUGAAGCCGGAAAGCUCCUCGCCCAGGGAGUGUCGGUACCCCCGCCACGCUCCGCCGGGAGAUGGAAGCAGCAGGUUGUCAACCUCCUCAGGCUUCCGGGACCGAAUCUGUCUCGACGCCAAUUUAUCAUGUCCUUCUUCCACCCAGCCACCGAAAUGAGCGAGGCUCUGCUCAACAGAGUCUUUGAACAGAUCAAAGUGCAGGCCCGGGAUGCCUCAGGCAACGUGACGGAGCACGUUUCAAUUCCUGUCCUCCUGGACAUCUUGGAGAAGCACAACGGAGAAGACAUCUGCCGCUUGAUCGAUGCCGCUGAGCUCCUUGAGGCUAACGUUCGAAACGUGGAUCGCAAGUGCAAGACCGCUCCCAAGAGCUCGCUUCACGACUUUACUCGCCGCUGCACAUGCCGGUUCCUUCUGAACCUCGUCAAGAAGGCCUAUGCGGAACUGGAGACAACGAGCCAAAGAUUUGCGCCAGCCGUCGCGGUUGCUGGAUACUCCCAGGCCCUCGAAGCUUAUCAACAUAUGCUCAUCAAGAGCCUUGCCACCGAGAAGAACCUGAGCCUCGAGCAGGCCACCGUGGUGAUUUCGAAGUGCAUGCACAACAUGCGCAACGAGCUGGAGACCGAUCUCAUUCAUCUGCGCCGCAUGGAGAUCCAGGCCCAGGCUGACGCCGAAGAGGCGAAGGCGGCCGCUGCGGCGCGUGCCCGAAUCCAGAAGAUGGCUCCUGAAGAGGCUGAGGCCCUUGGCAUUCCCUACUCGACGAUUCUCCACCUGGCGCAGUCUCCAGACAAGGUGCCCGUUGCCGGCAGCUCCUCCCACGGCGUUUCUGCGCCGAAGAACAUCAGCGCCUCCGGUCAGGUUGCGGUGACCUACCGCUAUCCCGACGGCACUUUGGUGACCAACCCUGCUCACCUCCCUGAGGGCGCGAGAGCUGCAGAACUGGCGGCUCAAGCGCAGAUCGAGAAGACCGCGGCGCUUGCUGCCCAGGCCGCCAUGAGAGCGGAAGAGGCCGCUUUGGCGCAGGCGGCGCAGGCAGCCCAGGUCGCGGUGUCCGCUGCUACGCUCGGAGGCGCGCUUUCGGCUCCGCCGCUCGCCAGCCUCAUGCCGACUGCAGCUGCUGAGACCCUGAAGGAGGGAGAGCAGGGUCAGGGUGGAGGGCCAUCGGCUGCAGCCACUUUGCAGGCGUAUGCUGCGGCGCGCACUGCCGACUCCACCGCGGUUCGCCAGGUGUCGCGUGCCAUCACCGUUGGCGCAGCUUCGGCCGGCGGAAUGCUGCUUGCGGCUCCGCAGCCAGGCGCCGAUCUGGCGUCGCAGCAGCAGAGCCGCAUGGUGUCUGCCGCGGAUAACGCACCUGUGUGGCGCACCGUGUCGCUGCCUCAGCACCAGAUGGGGACGACCUCGGGUGUGAUGACGGCAGCUGGCGGGUCGCCUUACGCAAUGCUCCCCCCAGAGGAAGCCGUGAAGAUGAUGAUGGCUCAGGGCGCGCAGCCGGCUGCGACGAGCGGCUUGCAGGUCCCCUCCGAGUUUUCUGCCAGUGGCAUGUCCUUGUCGGCGGGUCCGGCGCCGCUCCGCCCCAGCCUCCAGACGAUGAGCAUGGUCGAGAACCGCGACAUGUUCCGUCGCACGAAGGCGCCCGGCGCGUCGCCAAAGUCCACCGCGUUGCCCUCGCCAGCCAACACGCGCAGCAAGUCGCUCGUCGAUCCACUCCGACAGGCUGGCAAGCUCCUCGCCGGCGCUCUCCGUUUGUGGAAGGACGCGGCUGAAGACGAGACUCGCGAAUCCAGCCAAGUGCAGCCGGCCCAGCAGCGCCUGGCUCAGAGAGAGGCCGCCACGCCAGAUCAAAUGACUGGCCCCGGUGCCCAAGGCGCCGCUGGCCUCGCCGCCGCGGCGAUGGCCGCCCCCCACUACCAGGGCACGCUGCCGUCAACGGCCCUCCCGGGGGUCUGUCCCUCCGGGGCCUACCCCCCCUCUGCAUUCAACGCGGCUGAGCUCGCGGAGCAGGCGCGGUACAUGGAGAGCGCCCAGGCCCAGGCUGCCAACGCCACUGCCAACAUCUCUCAAAAACCUGCGGCGAGCGCCGUAGCAGCCAUGCUCCGUGGGAAAGAGCUUGCGCAAGCGCAGCAAGCGAUGUCCGCCUCCAGGAUGGUGUCCGCAAACAUGCCGCAGCUGUACAUGGCUCAGGAGCAGCGAAUGGUCUCCCAAAGGGGAGCUGAUGCCCAGCCAGGCCUUGCUGCUCCCGGAGCUUCCCCGUUUUUCGGUCAGGCGCGCGCGGCUGCGUCAAACAGCCGCGUGUCGUCCGCCCUGCUGGCUCCUGAGGAUGCCAAGGAGCGCCGCAUCCGCGUCUCGUCCUUCCAGGAGGUCCCGAAGCCCCAGCUCGGCAAGCAGGAAGUGGGAAACCUGGAGCAGGUUCAGGCGCAACUUAAUCAGCUCUCGGUCGCCCAUCUCGAGGCCUACGCCAAGCAGUUCGGUUUCUACUCGACGCCCGAGGCUGCAGCCGCCGCCGUCGGCGGGGUGCCGCUGCAAGGCGUCGGUGCCUUGGCUGGCGCAGAGAACCACAGCAUGGUCACGGUCCGCCAGCAGUACAGCCACAACUGA
Molecule: messenger RNA, 3408 nt
Organism: Besnoitia besnoiti
Lineage: Eukaryota; Apicomplexa; Conoidasida; Eucoccidiorida; Sarcocystidae
Exons: 5
Coding region: 1-3408 (1135 amino acids)
Source: RefSeq, a predicted model, not a curated record